Phycomyces blakesleeanus NRRL 1555(-) is the source of this 1434-nucleotide messenger RNA. RefSeq lists its product as hypothetical. The transcript has 7 exons. The record is from RefSeq and is a predicted model, not a curated record. Gene Ontology annotation, cellular component: nucleus; cytosol; cytoplasm. Gene Ontology annotation, molecular function: arginase activity; manganese ion binding. Bases 1 to 1434 code for a protein of 477 amino acids. Lineage: Eukaryota; Fungi; Mucoromycota; Mucoromycetes; Mucorales; Phycomycetaceae.
AUGCCCGAAGAAUUCAAGCUUCUCUCCUCACAACACGUCGCCAUUGUUGGAGCUCCCUUCAGUGGCGGACAACCACGCAAGGGAGUAGAGACUGCACCUGCAGCCAUGAUGAACUUUGGCUUGGCUAACCAGCUUAAAGAGUUGGGAUGGACGGUUGAAUUCCAAGACAACGAGCAAGAAAUCGUUGAGUUGGAACCAGCCCAGGACCCUACCGUAUUGAACCUCAAGCAGCCCAAGUUUGUUUCGGCCGUAACCGAGAUGAUCUCCAACCAAGUCCGAGAAAGAGCCCUCCAAGGCAAAUUUGUCCUUACCCUCGGUGGUGAUCACUCCAUUGCCCUGGGAACAGUGUCGGGUGUCUUUUCAGCCUACCCCGAUGCUUGUCUGGUGUGGGUAGAUGCUCACGCCGACAUCAAUACCCCGGGGACAACGGAUUCUGGAAAUAUCCAUGGCUGCCCUUUGAGUUUCCUGGCCGGAAUUGCCGAGGAACAUCCUGACUUUAGUUGGGUCAAGCCGUGUUUAAAGGCCAACCGUCUUGUGUAUAUAGGCCUACGUGAUGUUGAUGACGGCGAAAAAAAGAUCUUGAAGGAGUUGGGUAUCAAGGCCUUUUCGAUGCACCAUGUUGAUCAACUUGGGAUUGGAAAAAUAGUCGAGCAAGCCCUCGAUUAUGUCAAUCCCGACCGUAAUUUACCUAUCCACCUCUCUUUCGAUGUGGAUGCUCUUGAUCCCUCUGUUGCUCCUAGUACUGGUACCCCGGUACGUGGUGGCCUUUCUUUUAGAGAAGGACAUUAUAUCUGUGAAGCUUUGGUCAACACCGGUCUUUUGGUAUCUGCCGACAUUGUUGAAGUCAACCCAGUUCUCCUGGACGAGGAGUCGGCUUUCCAAACUAUCCAGGUCGGGUGCUCUCUUGCCCGCUGCUGCUUGGAGGCAUACUAUACAAAUCCUUCCUUUCCCAUACUUGGUUCAGCAGCCGCCAUGAAGCUCGAGAUUUGCUCCUUCUCCGGUCACAAGAUCUACCCUUCCAAGGGUAAGACUUACGUUCGCAUUGACAGCAGAUCUUUCCGUUUCAUCAACGGCAAGUCCGAGUCCUACUUCCUCCAGCGUCUCAACCCCCGCAAGAUCAAGUGGACUGUCAUCUACCGUCGCUUGAACAAGAAGGGUAUCACUGAGGAGAUCGCCAAGAAGCGUUCCCGCCGUACCGUCAAGCACGAGCGUGCCGUCGCUGGUGUUUCUUGGGAUGCUAUCCGCGCCAAGCGUAACCAGAAGCCCGAUGCUCGUGCUGCUGCCCGCCAGGCUGCCAUUGCCAAGUCCAAGGAGGCCAAGAAGGCUGCCGCUGCCACCAAGAAGACCACCACUGGUUCUGCCGCUCAGGGCGCCAAGGUCUCCAAGCAGGGUGCUAAGGGUUUCGCUCCCAAGGCUGCUGCCACUUCCCGUUAA